Fusarium pseudograminearum CS3096 is the source of this 1779-nucleotide messenger RNA. RefSeq lists its product as uncharacterized. The transcript is spliced from 3 exons. The record is from RefSeq and is a predicted model, not a curated record. Lineage: Eukaryota; Fungi; Ascomycota; Sordariomycetes; Hypocreales; Nectriaceae. The coding region runs from base 1 to 1779 and encodes 592 amino acids.
AUGGCGGAUGCAAAGAAGCAUAACUCCCCUCCUUCAGUUCCUCCAAAAGAACCCAUCGAAGACAGCAAGCCAGCCUCUGGCACCUCUAACAGACCAAAGGAAGAGUCUCGCAACAAGCGUCGCCCUGAUUCUACACUGGGGCAGAAAGAAAACAAGCGGGAAAAUCUGGACAUUUCCUGUUCCCCAGAGAAGCGACUCCAUAAGACAUCUUCCGCAAACCCAAAGAUGCUUGACAGUUCAGAACAAGAUGACUGGGUUGAGAUCCCGUCCAGAGAGCUGGUUCAAGAGCCAAAUGGGCAGGACCAUCAGGCGCAAACUCAAUCAGCCUUGACCGAUUUGAUGGAGUUGGACAGUUCUCCCGCUGCUGAAAAAGCUCUCGGCGAUGACAGUGCCUCGCGGUCGGCAGCAAUGGCAAAGGCCAAUUUACCACACUCCGCUGAAUUUCAGUCGCUCGACGAGCUUGCUGGCUUUGAAAAUGACAACGUCGCCCACUACAACGAACAGCUGCGAGAACAAAACUGCCAACUCGACCGCCGCAUCCAAGACCUUCAGCGGCAGCUAUCCACGCUCACCACGGACAAGCAAAUCGCAGAAGAGAAAUCAGACACGCUUUCAGAGAAGUUAAACAGUCUAAAGCAAAGAAUGAACUCCAACAUGACAGAGGUAGAGAUCAGCAGCGAGGCGCUGGCAGACAAGGUUGAAGACCUAGGCAAAGAGAAUCGUGCGCUCAGAGAACAACUCAACGACGCACAGUCUCACAUUUUCAGCCUGCAGCCUUACCGGAAGGAACUGACCUCGGAAGAGGUUGGACAGGAGUAUGAUGCUCUCGUCGAACAAGUCCAGGACUGGGUUCAAAAGUUCAUGGAUCCGUGGUUGGAUGAUCACCAAGAAGGAGUUGAUUCCCUCCUCGGCAAUGCGAAGAAACGAGCAGUAGAUGCUACCAGAUUCAAGCACCUCUUGUACCAGUACCCCGAUCUACUCCAUGGCGCAAGCUUCCCGGAAACCGACGAGGACAUCAUCACAUCUGUGAUCAUGAGAUAUCUGCAUGACCACAUCUUUCAAACUGUACUAUAUGGUAUGAUUUCUCGUUACGUCGAGGUCAUAAGCUUCAUUGAGAAAGAAAUGCAAAUGUCGGUCGAGCCCAAGCGAGAUCUUUUCUCUGUGAGAACUUGGACUGCUGAAGCAUAUAACGCCCUUCUCAGUUCUCCCCAAUUCAAGGGGGUUCGCAAUGAACGACGCGAGGCUAUGACACGUGAACUCGCAAACAUACUCAAAAUAUUCUUUAAGAAAGAUCAAUUCAACUGGUUCUGUCAGAAUACGUGUCAACGAAUCGUCGUGCCCGCCAUGAGACUCUACGAGAAGCUACAAAUUUCAACUAACCACUUUUACCUUGACGUCAACUCUUUUAUCGUCAGAGCUGGAGGCGAGCUUACCACAUCCACUGAUUUUAUCGACACAGUCGAGAAUCUCGACUGCAAGAACGUACUGCAGAAUCGGAAGACAUUCAACAUAGGAAAACUUGAAACGCCGCCAUCCAAGAAGGAGCUUUAUCACCGCCUGCACAACGUCUGCACUGUGGUGCCGGCCUUGUACAUGAGACAGAUCGGACAGCGAGACGCAAUCAAGGAUCCUAUCGUGGUUCGGAAGCAGCAGAUGCUGGUUGCAUGGGGACCCGAGGAGAAACGCAAGGCAUAUCAGGAGAGCGGCGAACGAACGCUUGUGUCGCAUCUGUACGGGUUCAAGGGCGCGGGAGAAGGGUGGGCCUCCUUCCUGAGGUAA